Molecule: messenger RNA, 696 nt
Organism: Loxodonta africana (African savanna elephant)
Lineage: Eukaryota; Metazoa; Chordata; Mammalia; Proboscidea; Elephantidae
Gene: WDR83OS
Product: WD repeat domain 83 opposite strand
Exons: 4
Coding region: 57-377 (106 amino acids)
Biological process (GO): protein insertion into ER membrane
Cellular component (GO): endoplasmic reticulum membrane
Molecular function (GO): protein folding chaperone
Source: RefSeq, a predicted model, not a curated record
ACGCCGGAAGCUGCAACUGCCCAGCGGAAGAGGCGCGUCCUGGCUUUCCGCUAGCUAUGUCCGCGAACAGUAUGUCGGACCCACGGAGGCCGAACAAAGUGCUGAGGUACAAGCCUCCGCCGAGCGAGUGUAACCCGGCCUUGGACGACCCGACGCCAGACUAUAUGAACCUACUCGGCAUGAUCUUCAGCAUGUGCGGCCUCAUGCUGAAGCUGAAGUGGUGUGCUUGGGUCGCUGUCUACUGCUCCUUCAUCAGCUUCGCCAAUUCCCGGAGCUCGGAGGAUACCAAGCAGAUGAUGAGUAGCUUCAUGCUGUCCAUUUCUGCCGUGGUGAUGUCCUAUCUACAGAACCCUCAGCCCAUGACGCCCCCUUGGUGAUGCCAGUCUAGAGGGGUCACAUCCUGGACCCCCUCUAUUCAUCUUCCCCCAGGCCUGGCCUUUGGCUGGUCAGCCUCCUGCCCUCACCUGUUGUCUGGGGCUUCCUUGGGUGAGGUGGUCUCAGGGCUCUCAGCUGAAUGGGAGGAACCUGGCCCUUUCCCUGGGCCCCGCCUCUGCUAGGGUACGAGGGGAACAUCCUAGGCUUACACCUGUGCCCUCUUCCCUCACCCUGCCUGCUGCUGGUGGAAGUGCUGUCUGUGUUUCUAGGCACUUCCACUUCUUUUUGCGUUGAAAUCAGCUAAUAAAGUUUUUCACUCUA